AUGCCGGGGUUGCUGUUAGGAGAAAUCGUUCCCAAUUUUGAAGCCGAUUCCACUUUUGGAAGAUUAAAACUUCAUGAUUUUCUGGGGGAUUCCUGGGGCGUCCUGUUCUCUCAUCCUCGAGACUUCACUCCUGUCUGCACCACUGAACUCGGCAGAGCAGCUCAACUCAGUCCAGAGUUCAGCAGACGCAACGUCAAGCUGAUGGCGCUCUCCGUCGACAGCCUGGAAGACCAUCACGGCUGGAGCAAGGACAUCUUGGCUUACAAUAACGCGGAGUCCGGAAGCGAGUUCCCUUUCCCACUCAUAGCGGAUGCUGGGAGGCAUCUGGUGGAGACGCUGGGCAUGCUGGAUCCGGAGGAGAAGGAUCAGACCGGGAUGCCGCUCAGCGCGCGAUGCGUAUUUGUGAUUGGUCCAGAUAAGAAGUUGAAGCUGUCCAUUCUCUAUCCUGCAACAACGGGACGUAACUUUGAGGAGAUUCUGCGUGUGGUCGACUCUUUGCAGUUAACGGCACAGACCCGUGUGGCCACACCUGUGGACUGGCGGCCUGGAGACAGUGUUAUGGUGCCGCCCAGCAUCCCUGAGCAGGAGGCCGUGACGCUCUUCCCCGCUGGAGUUUACACCAGAGACCUGCCCUCCGGGAAGAAGUACCUGCGCUACACACCUCAACCAAACCCCCAUCAGGAGUGAAUGUGCAGACGGCGGAUGUGUGGCUUCAGUGAUGCUGUGUGUGUGUGUGUGUGUGAGCAGCUGUUCGUAAAACACCAGCGCUGUUCUCAAAGCAAGAGGCAAAGUCCUCACAUGUUACAGACGCAAAUUACAGAUUUAAUAAACAUCACUGACACUUACAACAAAAUAAAAAUAAACAAUACAAUUAAAAUUUGUGUUUUUA
This is a messenger RNA of Pimephales promelas (fathead minnow), 889 nucleotides long. The record is from RefSeq and is a predicted model, not a curated record. NCBI's taxonomy places the organism in Eukaryota, Metazoa, Chordata, Actinopteri, Cypriniformes, Leuciscidae.